GGGUAAUUGCGGCUAUGGCACCAUGGUAGGCGCGAGCGUCAUUCCGCCUGAGGCAAGAACGUCGAUAUGUGGCUGAAGCAGCGCCACACUCCGACAACCAACAUGAAAUGACUGGACUGCAUUGGACUGGACUGGACCUCAGAAGAUCGAACGAGCUUUCUCACCGGACCGAUCUGCCGACUCACCAUCAGUCCUCUGAGGGCUUCCUGCCAAGCAUUCUGCACCGCAUCGAUGGCUUCCCGUGGACAAUGCUCGAUCCGGUAGUACGUGUAACAGACUACUACAGCAUAGCUUCGAGAGAUGGCUCGAUAUCCGGCUUUCGAUGACUACAAGCAAAGCGGAAACUAUCAAGCUGGCAUUCAACGUUGCGAUGCUCUUCUCCAAAGGAAGCCCAAGGACGUCCAACUUCUAACGACCAAGCUAUCCUUGCUCUACGCCAUCCGGAGUCAUGAGGCGCAACGAGUGCUCGAACAGCUGCUCGCAAUACAGCCACCUAUCCAGGGUCAGCAGGAGCUGAUUGCGAUCGAGGAUGCCGUUACGGAUUCACAGCGUCAUGUGUUUCCGCAGCCAUGGACCGCAGGUCCUUCUGUAGCGAAGUUGUGGGAGAACGCGGUCAAGGCCACGCCUUCUGCCACCCAGAGAUUCGACACCGGAUCUCUACGUUUCGAACGAGCGGUUAUGGACAACCGUAUACAGGACGCUCAACAAGCGCUCAUUCAGCUCAAGGUCAUCCAGCCUAAGAACCGAGUGGUCUACAUGGCUCAUGCAGCGUUCACGCAGUUGCUGUCCACCUCCAACGAAGACUUACAAGCUCGACUAGCGAUUGGUCUAGCGCGUAAAGCGGUAACCGAAAAGCUCGACAACGAUCAAUCUCUGGAUUGUCGAGUGCCGGGUCAGGUGUUUGCCCUGCAACGGUCGGAAAAGGAUCUUGAGAGCAUCAGUGGGCGACGUUUUCGAGACAGCAAGCAAGUGUUUGAUGCUCAUCGGAGCAGGCCACAGAAUUCCACACACGGAAUCGAGAAGCCGGUUGCCGUCAUCGAUCCGUCUGUCGUACCAGCCAAGGAGUGGCUAGCAGCUGAGGUCAGUAUGCUGAAACAGAACUUUACUUCUAUCAUUCAAUCGCAUUGCUCAACGGACGUCCUUCGGUCUUUCGCCACCAACGCUAUGAGCCUCUUCCGCUGUUCGAUUGGACCUCUUUCGCAAGGUGCACGCCGACUGCCCGCAGAUGCCUGCUUUCUAGGUGUCUCCGCUCUGGUGCGUCUAUGGGAGCAGACAGACCUUACCGAACACCUACUCCGAGCAUCUUUCCUACUUGAGCGACUACUUGUUUAUGACGAGCACAUCCACGAAGCAAGGCUCGUAUUGACGUACCUCUACAUGCGUCUCGGGCUCGGGAGCUUGGCAAUGAAGUACUUCACGUCCUUGAGGGUGAAGGGGAUCCAGCAGGAAACUGUUGGCCACGUCAUCUAUACACGCCUGUCACUUGUACAUCCCCACGACUCGAGAUGGAAUUCUGAGGGCGCCGAGGCUGAGAGAGCUCACAUGGAUCCUGUCGCACAGCUGCUCCGCGCUCAAGCCGAUUAUGUUGACGAGGAAGAGAGUAUCGCAGGUAUUGAGGCGAAUAUUCUAAGUCAUGGCCAGACUGGCAUGAUCUUCGAUCUGCAGGAGCUACGGGAUCACUUGCGGAGCAGCAUGACGCGUCGUAUAAUGACGCUAGAAAGACGGCGAUGUUGUCGGAUGCAGCAAGUGAAGAUCACAGACGUGGAUACAAUACAGCAGAUGGGUCCGAGGACUUGCCAGAACUGGAUCAAAACGGUAGAUAUGCGCGACUUCGCCGCGGCGUUCGAUUAUGGCUACAAUGUUGAACGAGCGUUACAUGCCCGAGGCGGCACUCUGCCGGGCACGGCUUGGCUGCUCUACGGCCUCGCUGCUGAUGCUGCGUGGUGCCUCGGUGUGGACGCGCCACCGCUCGUGCAGGAUGCUGAGCAGCUGUUAUCAGUGAUCGAAGCGCUUAAGAAGAGUAUCAGUGUGGAGGACGUCCCAUCGACGGAGAGCGCAGCGUCCAGAUUUGGCCUCACUUCAGCGGAGUUCCUCGCAGGCGAAGCAGCAUGCAGAGCAUUAACGGUCGCUCUCAUGCUGCACUCUAUGAACAUGACCGAGUUUGACGGCGAUCAUCUCGCAAACGCCGUUGAGUCAGUACGUGCCGCAGUAGAAGCGAUCAACGUCGAAAUGAUGCUCUCGACGCCCGAUCAAGUGACCGACAGACUGUUCGACUGCUACACGGCAGCCGACGCAUGCUAUGCUGUGUUUUCCGCCUGCGACGUUCGGAACAAUGACCGCAUUUCAGGACCGGUCAUGACAUCUUUACGCUCGCUGCGAGACCACGUCAAGCAGCUCUUGGCGUCUCUACAUGGCCACGCGAAGCAGCAACAGACUCUCAUCUUCCCGGAUGUGGUGGUCGACCGGUUCCAAGGUGAUGCUCAGAUGUCCCUGGCACUGCAAGGCUUUGGUGGCAUCGGCGAGUUCUGCAAAGGUGUAGCAGCAUCUGCCCGAGAGGGUUGGGAAGGCAUAUGCUAGAGCAACACCGACGUUGCCACCGGAACAUGACCUGCCCCGCGCCCUGUCGUCAGCAUGUCGGAGGAGAGGGCUCGCUUAUAAUAAUUACAAAGUCGCAGGCCA
Molecule: messenger RNA, 2679 nt
Organism: Baudoinia panamericana UAMH 10762
Lineage: Eukaryota; Fungi; Ascomycota; Dothideomycetes; Mycosphaerellales; Teratosphaeriaceae
Exons: 1
Coding region: 301-2577 (758 amino acids)
Biological process (GO): N-terminal peptidyl-methionine acetylation
Cellular component (GO): NatB complex; cytoplasm
Molecular function (GO): protein-N-terminal amino-acid acetyltransferase activity
Source: RefSeq, a predicted model, not a curated record